This is a messenger RNA of Elaeis guineensis (African oil palm), 759 nucleotides long. RefSeq names its product large ribosomal subunit protein eL30. NCBI's taxonomy places the organism in Eukaryota, Viridiplantae, Streptophyta, Magnoliopsida, Arecales, Arecaceae. Gene Ontology annotation, molecular function: RNA binding. The record is from RefSeq and is a predicted model, not a curated record.
CGUUGUAGGGGCAAUCCAGUACAUAUAGCGCCAUGUUACAACGUUUAUAUAACCAGCACUCAGAAACCCUAGCUUUCCCCUUUGCAGCCACCGCCGAGGCAGGGGGUUUUUGCCUCGCGCAUCCGCUCCUCUCGCCGCCUCCCCGCCGCCGCCGCCGCAGUCUCGUCACCGGAGCAACCAUGGUGGUCGCGAAGAAGACGAAGAAGACCCAGGAAAGCAUAAACAACAGGCUUGCUCUCGUGAUGAAGAGCGGGAAGUAUACCCUGGGGUACAAGACCGUCCUGAGAUCUCUUCGGAACAACAAAGGGAAGUUGGUACUCAUCGCAAACAACUGCCCUCCUCUUCGGAAAUCCGAAAUUGAGUACUAUGCGAUGUUGGCAAAGGUCGGAGUCCAUCAUUUCAAUGGAAACAAUGUUGAUUUGGGAACAGCCUGUGGCAAAUAUUUCCGUGUCUGCUGCCUUAGCAUUAUUGAUCCAGGUGAUUCUGAUAUUAUCAAGAGCAUGCCAGGUGAUCAGUGAGGACAGACCAUUUCUUUUGGUGGGUCAUUGGUUAGGUUUUCUUAUCAAGGGGUCUGAUUGGUUAGGUUUUCGUUUUUAUUGUUUUCUCUGUUAGCUUUGUGAAAUUUUCGUGGCAAGAGAGGUGGUUAUUUGAGAGAGAAGUCUUGCUCAAAUACACAAAUUUUGAAUUGUCUUUUUGUUAUGACGUUUGAUACUUUAAUUUCUGCAGUAGUUUAUCCAGUUUCACUGACUCAUUUUCUUU